UUUUCUACCGUCCACCAGCGCGGGAGGCUGCGGCUUCACCUGCUUUCUUAUUUUUAAUUUCAGCACUUAGUUUCAUUUGCUUUCCGUGCACUGGCAUCUCUUUGUGAAAGCAUUCGGGUUUUUUUCUUUUUCAAACUGCCAUUCAGUGUAACGCGACUGAAGAUGCUCAGCUGUCACGCUGCCCAGGAUACGACGGAUACAUCCCGUAAACGCACGUGAAGUGCUCGUUACCAGCGCAGUCCGGCCAGUGUAUCUGCAGAGCUGCAGGAGAGGCAGCAGUAGCGGAUGCAGUGGAAAGGAGCGAUGGUGGAGCCGCAGUGGGGACGCACUGACGGAAAGUGAACUAGCCCCCUAGCUGGGGUCCGAGCCGGCUGUGUGGGCAGGACAGGGACACUGAGCAGAGGAGGAAUCUGGCAAGAAAAGUGGAUGUCCAUUCUAGCGUACUAAGCGCAGUCCCACAGCUCCUGCAGUGCUUCUACCCAGACUUGCAGGAUGACCGUAGUGGCCGGAGAUAACAUGGAUGAGACGUCAGCCGUGCCGGGGCAUCCGCAGGACACAUAUCCUCCCGACCAUGAUGACCACGAAUGCUGCGAGAGAGUGGUCAUCAACAUCGCUGGGCUGCGCUUUGAAACCCAGCUCAAAACCCUCGCUCAGUUUCCAGAGACACUAUUAGGGAACCCCAAGAAGAGAAUGCGUUACUUCGAUCCCCUGAGAAAUGAGUAUUUCUUCGAUCGAAAUCGCCCCAGUUUUGAUGCCAUCCUCUAUUACUACCAGUCAGGGGGUCGGCUGAGGAGACCUGUGAAUGUCCCACUGGAUAUGUUCUCAGAAGAAAUUAAGUUCUAUGAACUUGGAGUGGAAGCAAUGGAGAAGUUUCGUGAGGAUGAGGGCUUCAUCCGAGAAGAAGAAAGGCCACUGCCCGAACGCGAGUUCCAGCGUCAAAUCUGGCUUCUGUUUGAACAUCCUGAGAGUUCGGGACCAGCCAGAGGAAUUGCUAUAGUCUCUGUUAUGGUCAUUUUAAUUUCCAUCGUCAUUUUCUGUUUGGAGACUUUGCCUGAACUGAAAGAGGAUCCUGAGGGACGAAUGCAGACAAUUGGAAACAGCACCUUCUUCUACAAACCAAACAUCCUCACCGAUCCCUUCUUCGUUGUAGAGACCCUUUGCAUAAUCUGGUUCUCAUUUGAACUUAUAGUACGGUUCCUUGCAUGUCCGAGCAAGGCAGCCUUCUUUAAGAACAUGAUGAACACCAUAGAUAUAGUAGCUAUUAUCCCCUAUUUCAUUACACUGGGCACAGAGCUGGCAGAAGAUGCAGAUGGUAAGGAGGGCAAGGGGGAGCAAGCAACAUCGCUGGCCAUUCUCAGGGUGAUUCGUCUGGUCAGGGUGUUUAGGAUCUUUAAGCUGUCCAGGCAUUCCAAAGGCCUGCAGAUUUUAGGGCAGACCCUAAAGGCCAGUAUGCGGGAGCUUGGUUUGCUCAUAUUCUUUCUGUUCAUCGGCGUCAUCUUGUUUUCGAGUGCUGUGUACUUUGCGGAAGCUGAGGAGACAGAGUCGCACUUCAGCAGUAUCCCUGAUGCAUUCUGGUGGGCCGUUGUGUCAAUGACCACAGUAGGCUAUGGAGAUAUGGUCCCAGUGACUAUAGGGGGCAAAAUUGUAGGUUCCUUGUGUGCAAUCGCUGGUGUGCUGACCAUUGCCCUACCAGUGCCUGUCAUCGUAUCCAACUUCAACUACUUCUACCAUAGGGAGACUGAGGGUGAGGAGCAGGCCCAGCUUUUGAAUGUAAGCAACCCCAACAUCGCGUCUGACUCCGAUUCAAGCCGUCGCAGUUCCUCAGUCGCCAGCAAGUCUGAGUACAUGGAAAUCGACGGAGACAUGAACAACAGCAUAGACAACUUCAGAGAGGCCAACCUCAGAACUGGCAACUGCACCAUAGCCAAUCAAAACUGUGUUAACAAAAGUAAGCUGCUGACAGAUGUUUAGAGUUCAGUGAUGAACAGUGGGACUGUAAAGAUUCAGUCAAAUGUUGACUGCUUCAGUAUUUGAAUGCUUCAUUAAAUUCCCUAAUGCACUCCUGCAUUGCAACUAUUAUACUUUGCAGAUGAAAGGAGAACAGACCAAAAGAUACAACAUGCAGUUAGAAUAUGAGACCGAUAAAUAUGUAUAUAUAGUUAGUGUAAAUCAUUCACAGCACGUCCAGAAACAUGCCUACUUAACUGACAGAUUCUCUAGAGGCCCUGGUGAGGACUCUGGAUGGCUGUUCCCAGCUGGCGGUGGUGCAAUUGCUGAAACAUUAUGCAUGGAUCACAGAUUACAUGUCAGCAAGUUGCACAGUGCAUCUAAGGCGAAAACGCAUAAAAAUACUCAGUUCCACAAGGACAAGCCAAGCCAUCUGCAGCGCUUGGCCUGUGUGUGGUCUUCCCCACAGCACUCCAGACCUACUGACCAGCAAAGCACCUUAUACGAACAAGACUGAUCUCCUGCGGGGAUGCCAUGAGGGACGAAGUCAUCUCCUCAUGAACAUCCGCAAUGCUGCUAUUCUCCAGCAGAUGCUGUAAUUUAGAUAUCACCAAGUGAUUCGAUGCCAUGCCCUUUCGAUGCAAGACAGCACAAUGACAGGGGAAAAAAUAGCUUAUUAAUAAGCAUGUUUAGAUUAUCCUCAUUUUGAUAUCGGCAUGCGUGAGACAUUACCUCAUUCUAUGGAUCUUUUUUUUAAACCUUUUU
Colossoma macropomum (tambaqui) is the source of this 2712-nucleotide messenger RNA. RefSeq names its product potassium voltage-gated channel subfamily A member 1. Lineage: Eukaryota; Metazoa; Chordata; Actinopteri; Characiformes; Serrasalmidae. The record is from RefSeq and is a predicted model, not a curated record. Gene Ontology annotation, cellular component: neuronal cell body; voltage-gated potassium channel complex; membrane. Gene Ontology annotation, biological process: potassium ion transmembrane transport; protein homooligomerization. The transcript has 2 exons. Gene Ontology annotation, molecular function: protein binding; delayed rectifier potassium channel activity. Bases 493 to 1971 code for a protein of 492 amino acids.